AUGUCAGAAGAGGAGCCAGAGCCGACACCAGGUUCACACAGAGAUGAAGAUGAGGAUGAUGAGAAUCCAGGUGACGAGAGCGGCCCUGGAGGAGAUGAUGACGCAAAGCGCAAGAAGGCAACACAGAGAAAGACCAAGGAGAAGCAAUCAAAGAGCAGCUCAGCAGCAGCACAAUCUUCACAACAUGCAGGAGCCACCGCACAUUCAACUGGACAGCCAUCAGCAAUGACUCAAGAUGAGGUUGACCGACCAGUAGAAGUGCCGGUGCCUGAGGAUCUCGAUGACAAUGACAUGUACAUCGACGACGUCUUGCUGACGGAAGUGGCUGACCUACCUGACGGUUGGACCUUGGUGGACGACCACAUGGAGCUUGCUGAUGCGUGGGUCGUACAGAACCUACGGAAGAAUGAGGCGAGCGAGAGGAGCAUGACGAGUGAGGAGCGUGCAAUGGUGACUCAAGCGAAAGCAAAGGAGCUGACACAGUUUUUCCAGAAUGAGGUCUGGGAGUUCGCCGACACUUUGAUUCAAGGAGAUAUGAAAAGGACGAUCACAACGAGAUGGGUUCUGACAUGGAAGACAGAUGAGGCAACUGGUCUUCCGAAGGCAAAAGCACGUUUGGUGCUGAGAGGCUUUGAGGACCCAGACUUGACAAAGAUGAAGACAGCAAGCCCGACAGCAGGAAGAACAGCCAGACAGAUCUUCCUGACCAUCGCACGCAACAACAUGUGGCUUCUGAUCGUGGGAGACGUCACAGCAGCUUUCCUGUCCGGCUCAGGACAUGAAUUCAAGAGGAUGAUCAUCGCAAAGUUGCCAGCCGACUGUGGCCCCAUUUUGGGAGUGACUGGCCCAUGUUAUAUGAAUAUGAACAAAAGUGCCUACGGACUUUCCGACGCACCUCUCUUGUGGUUCAACGAGGCGUCGAGGAGGCUGAAGAAGAUGGACAUCCACCCACAGAAGCUCGACAAUUGUUUCUUUGCGUGGUACGAUCGUUCAGGAGCUCUACAACUUCUACUUCUACUACAUGUUGACGACAUGCUGAUCGGAUACAAUCCCAAUUCAGCUGAGGCGAAGCAGAAGUGGAAGAUGCUCAAGAAGAAUGAGAAGAUUGCAUACUGCGGAGGAGUCUUGCAGUAUGUCAACGGCGAAUUGUGUCUCAGCUUUGAGGAGUACCUGCGGAAGAUCGCCCCCAUGACAGUGGACAAGAAACGAGGAGAUGCUCCAAUGACCGACAAAGAGGCGAGAGUCAUGAACGAGCUCAACAAGACCCUGAGGUUCGGAAAGGCAAAUGCUGAUGUAGCACUUCGAUUUCCUGUCAUCGCCGAGGACUGGCGAGACAUCCACUUCAUCGUCUACAGCGACGCAGCUCUAGGAGUGCGGCAAGACUUGGCAAGCCAGGGUGGAUACCUGAUCUUGGCUGUCAAUCAAAAAGUGCUGGAAGGCGAAGUGGGACGCUACAGCGUGGUAGCAUGGAGGAGCUACAAAUUGACUCGAGUGUGCAGGAGCUCAUUAGCAGCGGAAUCACAGGCAUGCGCAACAGCCAUUGACGAGCUCAUGGUGGUCAAGAUGCUUUACAGCAUGGUCAAGGACUCCAGCCUCACCAUCAAGGACAACAAGACAGCUGGAGGAUCCAAAAGUGCAGUCAUUAUUGACGCACGUGCCUUGUAUGACGCCAUCAACAAGGAGACCAUUCAAUCGUCUUUGGACAAGCGUGUGGCAAUUGAAUCACUGGUCAUCAGAGAUGGUCUGAAACACACCAACUCAGACCUGAGAUGGGUGAGCUCAGAGCGACAAAUGGCCGAUGGACUUACAAAGAUCGGUGGCCGACAGCAGAUGUGUGACCUACUACUUCGUGGAGGAUACGUACAGCUGAUCUACGACGGCACAUUCACAGCAGCAAAGAAGAAGACUCCGGAGGAGAGAAAGGAGGUCAAGAAGGUUUCCAGAGGAACAGCCGUGGCAAUGUAUGUUUCGACAGUUGUGGCAACACAAGUGGCAGGAGCGACUGCAGCAUACAACGAUGCUUUGGUCCGUGCCGAGUUCAAGGUCACUGAGUAUAUCAACGACCCUGAAGGCUUCAUCAACGUCAACAACAUCAUGGUGACUGUCUUUGCCAUCGCGAUCAUUCUGAUCUUGAUCUACGUCUUUGCCAAGUUCUUUGUCUCAAAGAAUGACAACACGAGGAACAUCAACGGCAAGAUCAUGGUGGAUCAGGAGAUCCAGAUAGCAGGUGGUGAGACCAAUAUAGCCACCAUCACGUAUGAUGAGCAAAUGCAAUUGGGAGCCUGCAUAGGCCAACUUGAGGAGAACAAUGAGAAGUACAAGAAAGAAGUGUUCGACAACCUCGAACAGUAUGUAAACCACAUCGACGACAUGACCAUCCGCCCUGCGACUAUGAUAACGCAACCAUGGCCAGAUGCCCUAGCUUUGGAAUGGACACUCAAAUCCACUGGAUUUGAUUCGGUCGAGCUCCGCAAUGCUGCUCUGAAGAAUUGGUUGAGGACAACCUUCUGGCAAGCAGCUCACCACAUUUUCGGCAGGCUUCCAGAGAACAGCUUACAACUCACAACAGUGACUUUGCACACCUUGGCCAACAGCUGCCAUAGCUGGCACCGAGCUCUGCGUUAUUCCGCGUGGGCCCAACAACACGAUUUAGAGGUUUCAGGCGGAAUGCUGAGAGCAGUGGCAUAUGCAGCGGAUGCGGCGAAGGCUUGGCCAAUUAUUUUGGAAGUCGUUCAGAGCUUUCGAAAGUUGCAACUCUCUCCAGAUGCACCACUUUGGAGUCUGGCAAUGCGAAAGUCUCCGAAAAAAGCCUUGGCAUUGCUUCAAGACUUCCGAGACUUCCGACGACCAGAGCCCAAGAGCUACAGUGCUGCUCUAGGUGCGAUGUCAAAGACUUCGGAGUGGCAGAGCUGCUGCGAUUUGAUGUGCGAAAUAUCCCAAAGACUGCUGCGGGUAAACUCAGUGAUUGGCGUUUCGGAGCAGAGUUGGCAAGCAGCCAUUGCACUGCAGCACUGGAAAAACUGCGGCUACGAGCUAACUGCGGCGACGGCAGCAGGUCUGGAGAUGAAGGGCUCCAGCGCCACAAGGGGCACAAGGGGCACAAGCAGCUGGAGUCCAUGGGAACUUCAGAUCAGUUGUUUGGAGAAACUGCGAAGACUCGGAUAUUCCGGAGGAAACCCUGAUCCUUUUGUUGCUUUGGCGGCUGUCCUUCGCUGCAAAGAAUCUGGUCGAUGGGAGCAUUGCAUGCAGCUUCAUCUUGUUUUGGAGGAUGCGGUUUCGAUGGAUGUGGCGGACAACUCAGUGAGUGAGCUUCGCAGGAGAAGUUGCAAUACAGCCCUUGCAAGUGCCGGUGAUGCAUGGUGCUGGCUUGCGGCCCUUAGGCUGCUGCACUCAGAGCUACGAGGCACUGGAGUCAGGGCUGACAUUGUCACAUGCAGCGCUGCUGCAUCUGCAGCUACUUCGGCAAGACAGUGGUGUGAAGCGCUGGAUGUGGUCGCACAGGCUUGUCGCCGUGGAAUGCAGCUGGAUUUGGUGGCUUACGGUGGUCAACUGGUUGCCUUCGAACAGGGGGCCAGGUGGAAUGAUGUCUUGCUGACUCUGCACAGCGUUCAUUUGCAGCUCCAGCCUGAUGCGGUAUUACUACGUGGAGCUUUGAGUGCGGUAGCAAGUGGUUGGCAUUGGCAGAGAGCAAUCGACAGACACUGCCUUCAGGACAAGGGUGACAACAUUGCCCUUGAAACAGCGGCGCGAGCUUGCCAGGCGGCGGGCAGCUGGCGGGUGGCUUUACGUUUGUUCUCUGUUUGUGAAGACCUUGGACUGGCAGUGAUAGCACUGGAAGCGAUUGAGAAAUCUGAUUCCGCCCCACCACUGCUACCUGCGCUACUGGCUGCAGCCAAUCCAGUGGCAGGCGCAGGCGCAGACCGCGCUAAGGUCGCAUAUGCCAUGCAGCUCCUGGAGUCGCAUGAUACCCUUUCUGCGGAAGCCGUUCAGAUCUUCCUUCGGAAAAAGAUUCAGCAGAAGUUGCAGAAGCUAGCGAAUCCCACACAGACCAGCAAGUCCAUUGUCACGAAAAUUCGUGACACACUGCUGAAGAGCUACAUCAGCCUGGGUGCUAUUGCGGAGCAGAGAUCUUUGACCAGUUUGGGUUUCACGGGCUGCGUGGGCGUACAGAUUUCCCCUAUUGCAACGUGGAGUACCAGAGCACAGCUGCAUGCAGAGGUUCUGGGGUCAGUGCGUGAACAGGGACAAAGUGAUGCUCAAGAGGAGCUGAUCGCUUCCUUUUUGCCUUGUUGGGCAGCUGUGCUCCUUGUGGAUAGAGGCUACCGUGGCCGUGUGCAGGGCCUUGGUACUAGUCAGGAAGCUCCUUAUUUCUGUUUGCUGCCUGUGGCAGCGCACCACAACCGGGGUCGACAUGCCGAAAGGCAUGUUCUGUUGCAAGUCUUGGACAUGCUGGCAGUGAGUGAGUAUGCUAGUGUAGAUGAAGCGAGGACGCAUGGGAAUUGGGAUGACAAAAGGAUGCAAGAGCUCGCAGGGCAUAGUUUGAAUUCAUGGCAUAAGAGGGUAGCAGGAGUCGUCACGAACAUGAGCACCGAGAGUGGUGUUCAGCAGGCAAAGCUUGCAUUGAGCACUGGGCAGACCAAGAUAGUGGAUUUGGGACGUGGCCUGCUACGGCGGUCAGAGGAUGCUCAGGAGCUGUGCGCAGAGAAAGACAUCGCUCAGAUGGCAAAACUCCGGACCUUGAAAAGACCAAAGGAACUCAUGCAAUUUGGGCUUGGCCAAAAGGCAGUGAGCAGCCGCUCCCAGGCAAUUUACAGCCUCGUUCGAAUGGGUCGCGACGGAAUUCGAUGCGCUGAAGAACUCCUCAGCGAGGUCAAGCCUUGGGAUGUGUCUUCCACAGCAAUCCGGGAACUUGCGCACAGCCACGCGCGCAUGGGCGAUGUCAAGUCUGCAAUGCGGCACGUGGAUGUCUUUGACGAAGUGCACUCAGCUCAACUGUUGAUUGAGAUUCUUGCCCUUGGACUCACCGGUACUAUUCUGAAAGAGCGCGAGAAGUUAGGAUCAAACUUUCUGACUGGUGUUGAGACCAAUCCUGUAGUACAAGGAGCGGUGAACGAAGUAGUGGAAUUCAUACCGAAGCUCGGUGAUUGGGCAGAGCACGUGCGGCAACUCCCCCAGAAGACAAGGCAGCAAUGCUUUGCAGAAGCCUUCAAUGAGCUUCUCUUGUCCUGUGGCCGAGCUCAUGCUGUCAAAGUGUCGUUUCGUGUCCUAGAGUGGAUGGAGGCUUUGGCAAUCCCAAAGGACGCCUUUACAUACGAGGCAAUUGGAGUGAAUGUGGUCAAGCGCAUCACCAGAUUACAAAAGGUUUGGGAUUUGCCACAAGCUCCAGAAGACAAAGUGUGCCCUGAGGUGGUUUUUGCGGGUCGCAGCAAUGUUGGCAAGUCUUCUUUGGUCAACAUGUUGCUAAAUCGGUCAGCAAUUGCCCCAACCUCUUCGCGGCCUGGCAGAACGAAGACUAUGGACUUCUUCGACGUAAACCAUGGCCAUCCAGCCUUGCCGCGCUUCCGCCUCGUCGAUGUGCCGGGCCUUGGCUUCGCCAGGGUCUCCCACGAGCUACGGGAAAGAUGGAUAGCCCUGAUUGGAGGCUACUUUGUUCAGAGGCAAUCCUUGAAGGUCGUCUUCCACCUCCUGGACGCGGGCCUUUGUGAGCUUAUGCCGGCAGACAGAGAGCUAUGGCGGCUGCUAGCACAGGCGAAGCGAUCAGACUAUGAGCUUUGCAUCGUCCUCACGAAGGCUGACAACAGUGUACCUUCGCAGCUUGAACGAUUUGCCAACAUUGUUCGAGAAGCGUUGCGGCGGGAAGGCUCC
Molecule: messenger RNA, 5865 nt
Organism: Cladocopium goreaui
Lineage: Eukaryota; Dinophyceae; Suessiales; Symbiodiniaceae
Source: the annotation of a GenBank genome assembly